AUGGCCGAAAGCUAUCGUGUGGAAACGAUACCGCCCUACACGGUGUUGGGCGAAGGUCCUCAUUGGGACUUGGACCGGCAGAGUCUGUACUACGUGAGUCUAUGGGAUGCGUUGAUCUACCGGUUCGACUAUCGGGAGGGUAGAGUGUACAGUGCUUCGAUUGAUGGCAUCCGAUUCGCAACGUUUAUCGUCCCGCUGACGGAUAAGUCGGAUUGUUUCGUCAUCGGUGACACGCUACGGUUGCUGGUGAUACGUUGGGACGGAAAGUCGCCCAAGGCGUCCAUCGUGCGGGAGCUGGCAAGCCUGGGGCCGGAGCACGUGAACAAUCGGUUUAACGAUGGAAAGGUUGAUCCCUGGGGAAGGCUUUACGUGGGUUCGAUGUUGAACGAGUCGGCCGGCAGUCCGUUUGAGAAGGCAACUGGAUCGUUGUGGCGCUACUGUGACCGUACCGGGACAUUGGUCGAGCAGGAUCGCAACAUGUACAUCUCGAACGGAUUGGCCUGGAAUCGGGAGACGAACAAGUUUUACUUCGUCGAUUCAGGUGCGAAUCACAUCAAGGAGUACGACAUCGAUCUGGACGGCAAUUUAACAAACGCCAGGAUUUGGUUCGACUUCAAAGUGGAUGGCAAAGAUCCAGGUUAUUUCGGCGAUGGCAUGACAAUCGAUAGUGAGGGCAACCUGUACGUGGCAUGCUUUAAUGGUUUCAAAGUGCUCAAAAUCUCCCCAGAUAAAAAGAUCCUUCAAGAAAUUAAGAUCCCAGCGAAACAGGUUACCUCAGUGGCGUUUGGUGGACCGAAAUUGGAUGAGCUGUUCGUGACGACUGCGGCUAAAAACUUUUUUGGACCUCAGCAAGACCCAGCCGGUGCUGUUUUCAGAGUGACAGGACUAGCUGCGAAGGGACUAGCGAUGAAUGCGAUCAUUUUGAAGGAGUAACAU
This is a messenger RNA of Anopheles maculipalpis, 936 nucleotides long. Its product is annotated as regucalcin-like. The record is from RefSeq and is a predicted model, not a curated record. The transcript has 4 exons. Lineage: Eukaryota; Metazoa; Arthropoda; Insecta; Diptera; Culicidae. Gene Ontology annotation, biological process: L-ascorbic acid biosynthetic process. Bases 1 to 933 code for a protein of 310 amino acids. Gene Ontology annotation, molecular function: calcium ion binding; gluconolactonase activity.